Arachis ipaensis is the source of this 1626-nucleotide messenger RNA. RefSeq names its product pyruvate dehydrogenase E1 component subunit alpha, mitochondrial-like. Gene Ontology annotation, biological process: pyruvate decarboxylation to acetyl-CoA. Gene Ontology annotation, molecular function: pyruvate dehydrogenase (acetyl-transferring) activity. NCBI's taxonomy places the organism in Eukaryota, Viridiplantae, Streptophyta, Magnoliopsida, Fabales, Fabaceae. The record is from RefSeq and is a predicted model, not a curated record.
UAAAUCCCUAGACACACAUACAGAAAAGAAAACAGAAGGAAAAGAGGAAAAGAAAGAAAGGGAAAAGAGAGAAGAAGGGGGAAUCGGGGAAGAAGAAGGGAAGGAAAGGGAGAAGAGCGCGCCGUCACUGCACCCUGCCCGCCUGCCGCCGCCGUUCCAUGGAGCCGCCGCCAUUGUCGCGCGAACCGGAGGGUGUGGAGAUGGAGAAGAGUGUGCGCGAGAGAGGAGUAGCCACCUUCGUCGAGGACUCCAUCACCGCCACUGAAGGUCCUGACCGUCGAGCUCGUCGUCGCCGUCGUACUUCCCAUCACUGCUGCCACUAAAGAGCUCGAAGAGAAAGAAAGGGUUCGCGCGGAGAGAGAAACACGAUGAGGGAGGAGGAGGUUGCCUCUGUUGCUGCCAAGCCGUCGCUGGCGGGGUUGGGUUCGCCGUCGCUGUUGAGCUGUGCGCCGCCGUUGGUAUUUGGAUCGCCACUCUGUUUCAGCUGCAACUCGCCACUGUAAUGGUGAGCUUUACCCUGUUUCUGAUUUCUCUUUGCUCGCCUAAGUUAUCCCGUUGUUGCUGUGAGGGUUAUUGUUAAAGUGUUUAUGUUAACUGAAGCUGUUGCUGUGAGUUACUUUGCUGUUGCCUAAUAUUGAUUUUAAUGUUGAUUUGGUAUAAUGUUGUUCUGAUGUUGAUUUGGUAACUAGUAAUUUGGAAAUGCUGUUGUGAUUUUAUUUUGAUUUUAAUAUUGAUUUAGUAUGUAACUAGUUCUCUGGCAAUGCUGCUUUGAUUUUGUUUUGAUUUUAAUAUUAAUUUGUUAUAAUACUGUUAUGAUUUUGAUUUGCUAACUAGAUCUCUGAAAGAACUUAUAAGUGGUAUCGAAUUAACCAUGAAAAUUUUGUAGCCAUCAGACAUGGAUGUACGUAUAGAUCUCUGAAUUAAAGCUUACUUGUGUAUAUAAGGUAAGAUUGGGCUUUCUCAACCCAAGUGCUGCAUAUAGGAUUGCAUUAACUUUAAUACUUUCUAGCAUUUGUGUAGUUUUGAUUAAAUUAUCAAAGUUUGGUAUUUGCUUUACUCUGAUUGCUUUCUUGUAUUCUUGAUUAUUUUGUAAAGAUUCUUGAAAUGGACACCUAUAGAUACCACGGGCACUCUAUGUCUGAUCCUGGCAGCACAUACUGUACAUGUGACGAGAUUUCCAAUGAGAGACAAGAGCGUGAUCUAAUUGAGAGAGUGAGGAAGCUAUUAUUGGCUCAUGACAUUGCUUCUGAAAAGGAGCUGAAGGGACAAAAUUUGUUUGAUGACUUGGCUGAGGACAUUCUCGGUGGCAGCAGACUUGGAAACAAAUUCUACGACUCUUCUAAGAGCCAAGUCCUUAGGAGUUCCUCAAUAGAUAAAGAGAGAGCAAACGAUGUUGCUGAAUAUCAAAGUUGUGUUACAUGUUGAUUGAGAAUGCUACUUGCUGCAGCAAGUUCUUAGUCGGUAAUGGCUUAGCUAGUGUCAACGUGUAUAGAUUUUAAACUUUUAAAUUUUUUGAGUGUGCAAACAAUGAAUUAAUUGAUUCUAAUUUGGAUUUGAAUUUAGUUUGGUACAUUUUAAGUUGUAAAAUGAUGCAAAGCAAUGAGUAUUACUUUUCUUUAUUAUGUA